Molecule: messenger RNA, 948 nt
Organism: Adineta ricciae
Lineage: Eukaryota; Metazoa; Rotifera; Eurotatoria; Adinetida; Adinetidae
Source: the annotation of a GenBank genome assembly
AUGGCUGAUCCAACCUACUUUCAAGCUACACGUUAUUCGCAGCCGAUUCUGAUUGUCUUCGGUACAGCUGGCGCAAUACUAAAUCAGAUUCUUUUCUUUUCUCGGAAAUCCCUUCGGAAAAAUUCCUGUUCAUUGUAUUUUCGGGCACUGUCAAUCAACGAUCUACUUGUUAUCUAUACAGUUGUCUUACCACUCUGGCUUUCCAAUCAAUUCAAUAUUGACCCUUCGAAUAGUUACAACUGGUAUUGUAAAUUGAAAACGUAUGUUGCUGAUAGUUUAUAUACAAUAUCUCCAUAUUUGGUUGUUCUCGCGUGUUUCGACCGUAUGUGUACGAGUUCAACGAAUGCUAGUCUAAGACAGUUAGCUACGAUUCGUGUGGGAUUCUAUCUGAUCCCUCUGACGGUUGUAUUUAUAUUUGCAGCUUAUUUUCAUGUUCCCAUUUGGUACAGAACUGGAUAUACGAAUAAUGCGACGUUUUGUUACAGUCCAGAUGCAAUCUACAGUAGAUUCAUUGGUUUAUUCGUUCUAUUUUUCCUAUGCAUCAUUCCACCUAUAUUGAUGGUGGUACUAUGCAUUAUUACAUUAAUUUUCCUUCGUCAGCAAAGACGCCGAAUCAUGCCGGUGAAUCAAAUACGUACACGUCAACGUGAUCAUCAAUUACUAAAAAUGCUCUUCAUGUACGUGACAAUGAACGUUAUAUGUAAUGUUCCAUUUGCUGUUACAUACGUUAUGCUGAUGUUUCAACAGCCAAGAUACGUUCCGCUGCAUGUCAACCUCUUUCGUCUAUUUGGUUUAUUAUUAAACGUGAAUUUCGCAACAAGUUUCUACGCAUAUACACUUGGAACACCAUUCUAUCGACAUGAGCUGUACAAUUUCAUGAUCUCAGUCCGACAUCGAAUACGACAAGCAAAUUAUGUUUUGUGUACUCAAAGAAACAUGAACAAUUGA